CACAUAUCGCGCCCCCGCGAAACCACACCACCGACUGCUCCUUCCUUCCUCCCCUUUACGUCGCCUGCUGCUCAAUUGGCAAGGCUUCUUCCCCCAAUUCCUGCUUUUUCACCACUCGCGAACUGUGCUAAAGCCCCGCUCUCCCAGCUCGCCCCACGACAGGCGACGAAACAAAGUGCUGCGCUCCGUUGCUCAACAGUCGCAAUUCUGCCCGCAGCUCGUCAACUCCGUCGAGCGCACCAUGGCUGGCUCCAGGGCUCCCUCUGGCAGCUUGCGCAACCAUGCCUCGACCGCCAGCAAGGCUUCCAAGGGCGGCGUGUUCGGCACUCAAGUCUCUGUGCCCCAGGUCAAGAAGAACACCUUCACAGGCGACGACAGCGAUAGCGACAGCGAUAGCUCUAGCAGCAGCUCCGAUUCCGAUUCCAGCGAUAUGAAGAACGUCAAGCAGACCCCCGUGGUCAGCAAGAAGGCGGAUCUCGCAAAGUCAACGCCCGCGAAAAGCCCGACGGUCAACGGCCUGAAGGCGUCUAUCAAGAAGGAGCAGCCCAGCAAGAAUAUCAAGAAGGAACCCACCAGCUCUUCAGGAUCCUCUGAGAGCGGCAGCAGCAGCGGAAGUGACAGUGAAAGUGGCAGUGAAAGUGACGGCUCAUCUAGCGACAGCGACGAGAAACCCAAGAAGGCGCCCGCAAAAGUCGAGGAGGCCAAGAAGGGCACCAAGCCCAAGCCGGAGCCCAAAGCUGCUCCCACCAGUGACUCGCAGACCUCUACCUCCAGCGAAAGCACAGGCGAGAAGGCCAAGAAGUUCGCAGCCAAAACCGACAAGAAGCAGGAGACGCCAUCGAAAGCCAAGGCGAAUGCUGUGAAGCAGGCAACUCCGUCCGAGUCCGAGUCUGAGUCCGAGUCCGAGUCUGAGUCCGAGUCCGAGUCUGGAUCCAGCUCGGGCUCCAGCUCAGGAGAAGGUUCAACUGAGAGUGGGAGCGAAAGUGGAAGUGACAGCGGCAGUGAGAGCGGGAGCGACGAGGAGAGUGAGGAAAGCGAGGAUCAUGAGGCUCAGAUCCAGCAGCAACUCAAAGACGACGUCAAGUCUGCAAAGGCCACCAAGUCCAAGGCCCCGGUUUUGACCUCGAGCGCUGAGCCAAGCAACAAGAAGAUCAAGACCUCGCAACCAACUGCUGUGGAAGAUGCCGACGGCGACAUCGAGAUGACCGACCAAUCGACCGCCCUAACUAAUGGCGGCGCUUCCACCAAGGUUGGCUCCGUUCCAGAGUUUGUGGCGCCCGACUUCCAUUUGCGCAAGCUCGAUGGCAGCAUUGGUGCUUCUGACGUCGCCGCCUUCUUCGAGAAGUCCAAGACGGAGGGCAAGCAGAUCUGGUACAUCACUGCGCCAGCUUCUCUUCCUGUUACUGUAGUACAGGACUUGACGAUCCCGAUGGAUUCAGCUCAGAAGGGCCUGCCCGUCCUCUCCCACAACGGAGACGAUUACCGUUUGGCCUUUGAUGAUCCUGCGGCUGCUUCGUCAUUCAGACUACUCAUCCCAAACAAGAAAGGACAUGAGUACUCGGAGCUUGGCCGCCGUGUUGAUCAGACUCUGCAUUUUACUCGCAGCGAGACAUUCAUACCCGAUGGCCCAUCGAGCAUGACCACAACUCAGACAGUCUCCAAGACUACGAGACCAGCUCGGCCUCAACCGGAAGGACUUCGUGCUAGAUACACUCCUCUGGGCGUGCCGGCCUCCAAGAAACCCCUGAAUCCCCAGGCGAGCCCUGAGAAGAACAAGUCUGUUGCAAACGUUGCUGCUCAAGAGGCAGCAGCAGUCAGCACACCCAAAUCAAGCUCCAAGAAGAAGCGCAAGCAUGACGGUGAGAACGGGCCUGUGGCAACCCCUGUCACCAAGGAACCCAGCAAGAGUGCCAGCGCUGAGAAGACCGCAAAGAAACAGAAGACAGGCAACAGAAAUGAUGAGCACGCCGCCGACGGAAGUUCCGGACGGAAGGAGACCCCGCUGCCUCCAAGACAGACCCCCAUUCCGAUCCCAUUGCCGAUCAAGUUCACCGGUGCUGCGGGCACGCCCAGUGCGAAGGCGCGAGAAGGCAAAGACAAGAAGGACAAGCCGAAACUGCCCAGUGUCGGCCAGGUGGCUGCACGGUACAGCGAGAUGGCCGCGGCGAGAUCGCCCAAGUCAGAAACUUCCCCCCGGAAAAUCGCCAAAGCUUCCAAGAGGAACAAGGCUACCCUUUCUCCCCCAUGGCGUUGUCGGAAUCGUUGCCUUCCCCGGGUUGGCCUCACAGGAGAGGCUGACUGCACCGGAAUCGAUAGCUCCCGUAGUGAGCCAGUAUCUGAAUUAUUGCAACCGAACGAUAGUGCACCCACCCUACGCCGUGCGGAUGCGCCUCCCGAUAGGCUUGAAAACCUUCGAGAUCCAGGCGAGUCCUCGGGCUACUUGUGUCGACGAUCAGCCGCGCCGUCGGGAGCGAUGCCUUCCAGCAUUGUCUGUGCCGCACGAGGCUGA
Molecule: messenger RNA, 2509 nt
Organism: Diaporthe batatas
Lineage: Eukaryota; Fungi; Ascomycota; Sordariomycetes; Diaporthales; Diaporthaceae
Exons: 7
Coding region: 242-2509 (755 amino acids)
Biological process (GO): transcription by RNA polymerase I
Source: RefSeq, a predicted model, not a curated record